Molecule: messenger RNA, 1627 nt
Organism: Neogale vison (American mink)
Lineage: Eukaryota; Metazoa; Chordata; Mammalia; Carnivora; Mustelidae
Product: forkhead box protein K2-like
Biological process (GO): regulation of transcription by RNA polymerase II
Molecular function (GO): RNA polymerase II cis-regulatory region sequence-specific DNA binding; DNA-binding transcription factor activity, RNA polymerase II-specific
Source: RefSeq, a predicted model, not a curated record
CCUGCGCUGCCUCGGCAAGAACGGCAUGUUCGUGGACGGCGUGUUCCAGAGGCGCGGGGCGCCGCCGCUGCAGCUGCCGCGCGUGUGCACGCUUUGGUUCCCGAGCACGAACAUCAAGAUCACGUUCACUGCCCUGUCCAGUGAGAAGAGGGAGAAGCAGGAGGCUCCUGAGUCCCCGGUGAAGCCUGUGCAGGCCCACAUCUCGCCCCUGACCAUCAACAUUCCAGACACCAUGGCCCACCUCAUCAGUCCCCUUCCCUCCCCAACGGGAUCCAUCAGUGCUGCAAACUCCUGCCCAUCGAGCCCCCGGGGAGCAGGGUCUUCUGGGUACAAAAUGGGCCGUGUGAUACCAGCUGACCUCAAUUUAAUGGCCGACAACUCGCAGCCAGAAAAUGAAAAAGAAGCUUCUGGUGGAGACAGCCCAAAGGAUGAUUCAAAGCCACCUUAUUCCUAUGCACAAUUGACCGUACAAGCAAUUACAAUGGCUCCUGAUAAGCAACUUACUCUAAAUGGAAUUUAUACUUACAUCACUAAAAAUUAUCCAUACUACAGGACAGCGGACAAGGGCUGGCAGAAUUCAAUUCGCCACAAUCUCUCUCUGAAUCGUUAUUUCAUCAAAGUACCACGUUCCCAGGAAGAACCAGGCAAAGGCUCAUUCUGGAGGAUAGAUCCUGCUUCUGAAAGCAAAUUAAUAGAGCAGGCUUUUAGGAAAAAAUGGCCUAGGGGUGUGCCUUGCUUUAGAACCCCUCUGGGACCAGCCUCUCCCAAUCACGCUGGAGUGCUGUCUGCCCACUCCAGUGGUGCCCAGACCCCCGAGAGCUCGAGGGAAGGUUCACCGGCCCCCCUGGAGCCUGAGCCCAGCGCCUCACAGCCCAAACUAGCCGUCAUCCAGGAGGCACGGUUUGCCCAGAGUGUACCAGGCUCACCUCUGUCUAGUCAGCCUGUUCUGAUCGCCGUGCAGCGGCCGCUGCCACCGCCGAUCAAGCCCGUCGCCUACACGGUCGCCGCCCCCGUGACCGCCUCGGCCGCCCAGCAGCCCAUCGUGCAGACCGUGCGCGUUGUCCACCAGAUCCCUGCGGCGUCCGUCACUGGCGUGGCCGGCCUGGCCCCGGCGAGCACGUACAUGGUCGCUGGCCAGGCCGUGGUCGCUCAGGCAGCCGUGCUGGCCCCUGCUAAAGCAGAGCCACAAGAGAACGGCGAUCACAAGGAGGUCAGAGUGAAAGUGGAACCUAUUCCUGCGAUUAGCCACGCCACGCUGGGUGCUGCCGGCCGGAUCAUUCAGACGCCACAGAUCACGCCUGUCCAGACGGUCACCAUAGUGCAGCAGGCGUCUCUGGGGCAGCACCAGCUGCCAAUAAAAACUGUAACACAAAAUGGGACUCACGUGGUGCCAGUCCCUGCCCCCGCCGUUCACGGCCAGGUGAACAAUGCGGUGGCAAGUCCCCUGCACAUGCUGGCCACGCAUGCGUCGGCGUCGGCGUCCCUGCCCACCAAGCGCCAGAAUGGCGACCAGCGGGAGCAGCCGGAGCUGAAGCGGGUCAAGACAGAAGACGGCGAGAGCAUCGUCCUCACCCUGAGCGUGGACGCGCCGCCGGCCGCCGGCAGGGAGAAAAGUGUCCAAAACUAG